AUGUUGGACUUUCUAAAGCCUAAUUAUCUGAUUGUAACAUGGAUGGCUUUGAUGUCGAGUUCACCACUAUUAUCCUCGUUCCGAAUAUCAUCCAAAUCAACAACGGCAGGUGGUGGAUCCUUGUUUGCCGCAGCUCAAGAUUAUGAACAAAGGUCCUCCACCUUUGAUGCAUUGCUCAAAUUCGAGCCAGUUCGAGGGAGCGGCAACAUGACCUCUGAUGAACUACUGAUUUGGGAGGAUGCCUCAUCUGAAUUCUUUGCCGCCAUGUUUGAUCAAUUAACCCGAGAGGGAAAUGGCACGGUGCCUAUGUUGGGCCCGGGUACCGUACUCUCAGUCCUUUCGCAGGAGCGAUAUGUGGCGAGUCUUGGAAACUUUGGACAAAUCAACUAUGGAGUGAAUUUGGAAGUUAACUUUGUAGUGACCUUCCAAACAGAUCCAGAUGCCGAAUCUUUGAAUGCUGGGAACGAGGUCUUAAAGAUAUUUGAUCGAGACAAUAAAGGAAACUUGGUGUUCCUUUCUCCCUAUCUUUCUUCCUUGAGACAAAGAAUUGGAAAUACCUUUUCUUCCGUCAACAGAUUGGCCAUUAAUGUCAAUGGUCCUCGACCCAUUGAUUUGGCAUCUCCCAUUCCGACGUUGCCGCUGCCACCACCGACGGAUGCGCCCAGUUGGACUCCUUCCAACCGACCAACCAAUGCCCCCACGUUGCCACCCACCACUGUGCCCAGUCUAGCUCCAACACCAUCACCAACCCGCAUGGACACGCUCGAGCCUACUAUAACAGAUUCCUUUGUGCCAUCGGCUGAGAUUACGCCAGUUCCUUCGACCUCGCCUCCCACGGCUCCCGAUGAGACCUUACAGCCCACGAUGGAACCCGAUCCCACCACUAGUCCUACCAAGUUUCCCACGUCUCGUCCGACCCUGCCACUCGAGUCCUUUUUUGCCACGACCAAAUUGAGCUUGGAAGGGCCUGUGCAAAAUCUAAAUUUCAAUGCCACGGCAGACUUUCAGUCCGUCACGGCCGACUACUUGGCCACCAUCAUUCAAGAUUUGCUACGGGAUACUGCUGUGGAAGAAGUCACGGUGGGACUCUCCAGUCAAAACUUGGUCCAAGAACAACUUGACGAUGGUCAAGGAGUGCGACGAUUGCAACAAGACCAGCCUGCUACCAAUCAAGAGGAUGAGGCCAUUACCAAACUCCAAGUGGAAUUCAAUACCAUUUUGAAGAUUCGAUCGACGUCCUCGGUCAAUGCACCCUCCUUGGUGUCAUCGGCAUUUGGAACAGCGGGAAGACGAGAAAACUAUCGACUUUUGUUGGUAGCCUCAAACGAUCCAAUUCUCAAUACCAUUACAUUGGUGGAUCUGGUCGAUGGGAAUGGGAAUAUCAACAAGCCAGCAACAGUACCCGGAAAUGAACCUGGAGGUUUGAGUACGGGUGCCUUGGUUGGCAUUGGUGUAGGUGCAACACUCUUUGCGGUUGCCAUUUUGGGAAUAUGGUACAAGGCCAACAAUAAAGGAAGUGGGGAUGGAGACUCGCAAAAGGGACAAAUACCCACUGCUAAAAUGUCCGACAGAGAAGGUGGAGCUCUUGGUGGACGUCUCGAUGCCGAAAUUAUGGUGGACAAGAAUGCUGAUGACGUGAGUACCUUGGGGGACCCCUUCUUUGGAAUGUCCAUGGAGGAACGAACUUGUGCCGACCGGACGGCGACAAGUGCGAGCGUCAAGGACUCGUAUGGGUUUAUGAAGCUGAUGCAAGAUGGUGCGAAUGAAUUGUUGGGAACUACAAAAGAAGCAGCAGACGAGGAGGAAGAAACUGCCUCCAAGGUACAACGGACUACACUGUAUGCCGAUGAUGACGCUUCGUUUGAAGACAUGUUUGGAGAUGGAGAAAUGUAG
Molecule: messenger RNA, 1893 nt
Organism: Cylindrotheca closterium
Lineage: Eukaryota; Bacillariophyta; Bacillariophyceae; Bacillariales; Bacillariaceae
Source: the annotation of a GenBank genome assembly